AUUAUAAUAUUUAUUAUAAAUAUUAUCUCUAUAUAAUUACUCGCAAUCGCUACUCAUUCUCUCAAAGCUCUUCUCAUCACUCUCACCUUCUUCCUUCUCGUCUCAAUUUCCAUAUCACCUUUCUCCAAUUGGAUUGAAUUGGGGAUGGACAUAAUGGAUCGACUAAAUUCUUCUCCGCGGCUGAUGCUUGUUUCGGAUCUCGAUCACACGAUGGUUGACCAUCAUGACCCUGAGAAUAGUUCACUUUUAAGGUUCAAUGCGCUUUGGGAAGCUCAUUAUCGCCAAGAUUCUCUGCUGGUGUUUUCAACUGGGAGGUCGCCUACACUCUACAAACAACUGAGGAAAGAGAAGCCUAUGAUAACUCCUGAUAUAGCUAUUAUGUCUGUGGGGACUGAGAUUACUUAUGGGAGAUCAAUGAUGCCUGAUGAUGGAUGGGUUCAGUUUUUGAACCAGAAAUGGGAUAAAAACAUAGUCAUUGAGGAAACAAGCAAAUUUCCUGAACUUAAGCCUCAGGCAGAAACAGAACAACGGCCGCACAAGGUCAGCUUUUAUGUUCAGAAAGACAAGGCUCAGAGUGUAACACAGGCUCUUUCUAAGGUUUUGAAAGAGCGCGGGUUGAAUGUUAAAAUAAUAUACAGUGGAGGUAUUGAUUUGGAUGUAUUACCAAAUGGUGCUGGCAAAGGUCAAGCUCUUGCCUAUCUGCUCAAAAAGUUUGAGACCGAGGGAAAGCCACCACUUAACACUCUUGCUUGUGGUGAUUCUGGAAAUGAUGCCGAGCUGUUCAGCAUUCCAGGAGUGUAUGGAGUCAUGGUAAGCAAUGCCCAAGAGGAGUUGUUGCAGUGGCAUGCAGAAAAUGCAAAAGAUAACCCCAAGAUUCUCCAUGCCUCAGAGCGUUGUGCAUCUGGCAUAAUAGAAGCUAUAGGUCAUUUUAAGUUAGGCCAAAACCUGUCCCCAAGAGAUGUUUCAGACAGUAGACAAGAAAAUUUAUCUCCAUAUCUUGAAAUAGUGAAUUUUGCUUUGUUAAUUGAAAAGUGGAGGCGUGCAGAAGUUGAGAAUUCCGAGCUGGUUAUUGCUGGUAUAAAGGCAACAGUUUUCCCAUCUGCUAUUCUCAUCCAUCCUUCUGGUUCGGCCCAUAAUACCCGGGAGUAUUUAAAUACGUUCCGGAAGGUGUAUGGUGACAAAAAGGGUAAACAGUAUAGGAUUUGGGUGGAUGAUGUAGUGGCUACACAGUUAGCUCCAGGUGUAUGGCUAGUGAAGUUUGACAAGUGGGAGUUAUGUGGUGAAGAGCGGAAGGCUUGUGCCUCCACCUCAAUACUGAGCAGUAGGGAUUCGGAUUGGUUCAAUUUGGUGCAUGUGCACCAGACCUGGUUGGAAGACUCAGCGCAAGGUGAAUGGUUUCUUUAGAUUGUUCCUAUAGCUUAUCUAAGCUCCCUCCUGGUUGUGAUACCUUCUGCAAUAAAUGUAAUGUCAUCAAUCCAAGGACAAACUAAUUUUUACAUCUCAUAUUUCUAAAGACCUUUCAUCAUGUGAAGAUGUCUUAUUUCACAUGUAUUUGAAAUUAACUGUAUAUUUUUCUGGUGCUUGCAUAACUCUGAUGAGAGUCAAAUUUUAACAUCCCGGAUUGACUAUAGAUCAUUUCAUCCUUUCUU
Molecule: messenger RNA, 1649 nt
Organism: Vigna radiata var. radiata (mung bean)
Lineage: Eukaryota; Viridiplantae; Streptophyta; Magnoliopsida; Fabales; Fabaceae
Product: sucrose-phosphatase 1
Exons: 9
Coding region: 145-1404 (419 amino acids)
Biological process (GO): sucrose biosynthetic process
Molecular function (GO): sucrose-phosphate phosphatase activity; magnesium ion binding
Source: RefSeq, a predicted model, not a curated record